This is a messenger RNA of Rhinichthys klamathensis goyatoka, 1387 nucleotides long. RefSeq names its product neuropilin and tolloid-like protein 1. The transcript has 5 exons. The coding region runs from base 120 to 1205 and encodes 361 amino acids. The record is from RefSeq and is a predicted model, not a curated record. Lineage: Eukaryota; Metazoa; Chordata; Actinopteri; Cypriniformes; Leuciscidae. Gene Ontology annotation, molecular function: protein binding.
ACUGGCUACUUAUUUGAAUAUGAAAUCACUUGUGAUUUUGACCUUGUAAACAGAUCAAGGCCUUAUUCAAAUCCUUAAUCACUCACUCUCCUCUGUAUAUAUUUUCAGAUCCUGAUUUCAUGAACCUUGGAGUUCCACCACCUCUUCCAAUUUGUGAGUUUGAGAUGAGCGGGCCAGAGGGCAUUGUGGAGUCUGUAAUGGUUGCGAAAGAGGGCAAAGCGUUGCAGACAGAGGCUGUAGACUGCAGGUGGUUCAUAAGAGGUCCUCCUGGCUCUAAGAUCUAUUUGCGCUUCCUGGAUUAUGAGAUGCAGAACUCGAACGAGUGCAAGCGUAACUUUGUGGCGGUGUAUGAUGGGAGCAGCUCGGUGGAGCAUCUGAAGAAUAAAUUCUGCAGCACGGUGGCCAAUGACGUGAUGCUGCUGACUUCAUUAGGUGUGAUUCGCAUGUGGGCCGAUGAGACCAGCCGCAGGAGCCGAUUCCGUAUCCUCUUCACCACCUUCCACGAGCCUCCAUGUGAAGGAGAUGCAUUCUUCUGCCAUAGCAACAUGUGUAUUAACCACACAUUGGUGUGCAAUGGUAUCCAAAACUGUGUCUAUCCUUGGGAUGAGAAUGGUUGCAAAGAGAAAAGAAAAGCCACAAUCCUGGACAGCCUUGACAAUACCAAUGUAACCAUUAUUGGAGUGACCUGCGGAGUGGUGAUUAUCCUGCUUACCGUGUCGAUAAUCAUUCAAAUAAAACAGCCACGGAAAAAGUACAUAAUCCGCAGGGAUGAAUUUGACCCCACCUUGCUUCACGAGGCCUUUGAACCCCCGCACUACGAGCUGUGCACGUUACGGCAAGCAACCUCAUCCGAUGAUGAGGUGUUACCUGAGGAUUUCCCCAAAUUGCAGCGCACCUCCUCCAAAUGCAUCCACGGUCACCACUGUGGCUCCGGGGUGUCCAGCACUCGAGGCAGCCGCACCGACCUCAGCCUGCGAGAUGCUGCUGCCAUUCUCUCAGAGAUGGAGACGUCAGUACAACCCCAGUUCCCUAUGCAAGCCACCCCUACUGGCCGCAGGAAUAUUCUGGUGAUGAAGCACAGCUACUCGCACGAUGGGGCUGAAGAGUGCGACCUGGAUGAUGAAUUUUAUGAUGGGCCCACCACCAGCCACGGGCGAGCUGCAAUGGACAGAACUGUGCAUCGGUCAAUAUCCAAUGACUUUUGAUGGUUUUCCAUGCACACCAGCCCAGCUUUCGGAUUUAUUGUUUCUUUAUUGUCUUUUGUCUUGGUUUUAUUUGUAGUGUUUUGUUUGUUGACAGACACAAUUUCCUUGUCUAGUCACUUCAUUUUCAUCAUUUUGCAUCCAUAAAGGAAUAUCAAUCAACAAACAUUGCUGUAUGCAUUAAA